AAGCAAAAAAAAAAAAUAAUGUUUUUAUAUUUCAUUUGAAUUUUGUCUGUUUUGAUGUAACAUCAUGCAGAAAAUCUCAUUUUUGUUUAUAGCUUUCGUUAUCUUGGAAGUCUCGUUGGUCACUAAAGGUAUGCCACCAGGUAGGCAAAAUUUGGAUGAGGUCCAGCCACAGAACGCAAAAGUUUGUGACACCUGUAAGCAUAUUACAACACAAGUUUGUAAUAGCUGUGGGAAAACUUCAACACCAAUUUGUGUCCCAUGUGAGAAAACUAUAAAACUAGUUUGUAAGACUUGUGGGGAAACUAUAACACCAUUUUGUGACAGUUGCGGAUUUGCUAUAACACAAUAUUGUGCCACUUGUACGCAAGCUAGUACAUCAGACCCACAACGUGCUCCAAAACCACAAAAAAUUGGUGAAUUUGUUAGAGAAAAUUUGGAUAUUGCGCGGAAAAAAAAUGCAAAAGAUAGAUACAGUUCGACUACAUCAAAAGAAAUCGGUAUAUUAAUUGAAGAAGAAUUGAAUAAUCCGCAGCAAAAUGAUGCACAAGGUUGUGCCAAUUGUGGCAUGUAUGUAAUACCCGUUUGUGGCAAAUGUGGAACAGCAUUAAAAAAAGCUUCCAUAAACCGACUGAAGCAAGCUGCAAAUUUUGUAUUAUGUUGCAAAAAUGUGACGUAAAGGUAAUUUCAAAGGAUAUUCUUUAAAGAAAAGAUCCAAAAUUGUCGUUGAAAAAUCCAGUUACUUUACAUACAAUACAGAAUAUUUCUUAUUAAAUUGUUUAAACUUUUACUAAAACAACAUUUAUUUCACUAAAUCCUAAUAAAAUUAUAAUACCUGCGGCCAAUUAAA
Molecule: messenger RNA, 847 nt
Organism: Adelges cooleyi (spruce gall adelgid)
Lineage: Eukaryota; Metazoa; Arthropoda; Insecta; Hemiptera; Adelgidae
Exons: 17
Coding region: 65-676 (203 amino acids)
Source: RefSeq, a predicted model, not a curated record